AUGGCGUCUUCGACCCCUUCUUCGUCCGCAACCUCCUCGAAUGCGGGAGCGGACCCCAAUACUGCCAACCUGCGCCCCACAACGUAUGACACCUGGUGCGGCGUGGCCCAUGGAUGCACGAGAAAACUGGGUCUCAAGAUCUGCGGCUUCUUGCAAAGGACCAACAGCCUGGAAGAGAAGAGCCGGCUUGUGAGCGCCUUCAAGGAGAGGCAGUCCUCCAAGAACCUGCUUUCCUGUGAAAACAGUGACAGGGAUGGCCGUUUCCGGCGCACAGAGACUGAUUUCUCCAACCUCUUUGCUCGAGAUCUGCUUCCAGCUAAGAAUGGGGAGGAGCAAACAGUGCAGUUCCUCCUGGAAGUGGUAGACAUACUCCUCAACUAUGUCCGCAAGACAUUUGAUCGCUCCACCAAGGUACUGGACUUCCAUCACCCGCACCAGCUGCUGGAAGGCAUGGAGGGCUUCAACUUGGAGCUGUCUGACCACCCCGAGUCCCUGGAGCAGAUCUUGGUUGACUGCAGAGACACCCUGAAGUAUGGGGUCCGUACAGGUCAUCCUCGAUUUUUCAACCAGCUCUCCACUGGAUUGGAUAUCAUUGGUUUAGCUGGCGAAUGGCUGACAUCAACUGCCAAUACCAAUAUGUUUACAUAUGAAAUUGCACCAGUAUUUGUCCUCAUGGAGCAAAUAACACUUAAGAAGAUGAGAGAGAUAGUUGGAUGGUCAAGUAAAGAUGGUGAUGGGAUAUUUUCUCCUGGGGGAGCCAUCUCCAACAUGUACAGCAUCAUGGCUGCUCGCUACAAGUUCUUCCCGGAAGUUAAGACAAAGGGCAUGGCGGCCGUUCCCAAACUGGUCCUCUUCACCUCAGAACACAGUCACUAUUCCAUAAAGAAGGCUGGAGCUGCACUUGGCUUUGGAACUGACAAUGUGAUUUUGAUAAAGUGCAACGAAAGGGGGAAGAUAAUUCCAGCUGACUUAGAAGCAAAAAUUCUUGAAGCCAAGCAAAAGGGAUAUGUUCCUCUUUACGUCAAUGCAACUGCUGGCACGACUGUGUAUGGGGCUUUUGAUCCGAUACAGGAGAUUGCAGAUAUAUGUGAGAAAUAUAACCUAUGGCUGCAUGUCGAUGCUGCCUGGGGCGGUGGGCUGCUCAUGUCCCGGAAGCACCGCCACAAACUCAGCGGCAUAGAAAGGGCCAACUCAGUCACCUGGAACCCUCACAAGAUGAUGGGCGUGCUGUUGCAGUGCUCUGCCAUUCUUGUCAAGGAAAAGGGUAUACUCCAAGGAUGCAACCAGAUGUGUGCAGGAUACCUUUUCCAGCCAGACAAGCAGUACGACGUCUCUUAUGACACUGGGGACAAGGCAAUCCAGUGUGGUCGCCACGUGGACAUUUUCAAGUUCUGGCUGAUGUGGAAAGCAAAGGGCACAGUGGGAUUUGAAAAUCAGAUCAACAAAUGCUUGGAAUUGGCCGAAUACCUCUAUGCCAAGAUUAAAAACAGAGAAGAAUUUGAGAUGGUUUUCGACGGUGAGCCUGAGCAUACAAACGUCUGUUUCUGGUAUAUUCCACAAAGCCUCAGGGGCAUUCCAGAUAGCCCUGAACGACGGGAAAAACUACACAGGGUGGCUCCCAAAAUCAAAGCCCUGAUGAUGGAGUCUGGCACAACGAUGGUUGGCUACCAGCCUCAGGGGGACAAGGCCAACUUUUUCCGGAUGGUCAUCUCGAACCCAGCUGCUACACAGUCUGAUAUUGACUUCCUCAUUGAGGAGAUAGAAAGACUGGGCCAGGAUCUGUAA
Messenger RNA from Canis lupus familiaris (dog), 1785 nucleotides. RefSeq names its product glutamate decarboxylase 1 (gene GAD1). Bases 1 to 1785 code for a protein of 594 amino acids. The transcript is spliced from 16 exons. Gene Ontology annotation, cellular component: presynaptic active zone; cytoplasm. Gene Ontology annotation, molecular function: glutamate decarboxylase activity; pyridoxal phosphate binding. The record is from RefSeq and is marked provisional. Gene Ontology annotation, biological process: GABA biosynthetic process. NCBI's taxonomy places the organism in Eukaryota, Metazoa, Chordata, Mammalia, Carnivora, Canidae.